AAUGUUUUUAUUUUAUUGAGCUUAAAUAUCUUAUUUUAACACAAUAAAAAAUAUUAGUGACAAUUAACGAGUUCUUCUCGUAGUGAGGUUUAAAAUGAAAGUGUAUUAUAGUCGUAAUGGCUAUUUUUUGUCGCAGGUUUUAUUACAAGUAUGGAAAGUGCUUAUUGAUAACAAUUUUGAUAGCAUUUUUUGCUCAAAUUCUCAUCGCUAUUAAUUAUUUCCCGUCUGCUAAUGAUAACUUACUGUACAAUGCACACAAAUCUUCUGCCAAGCAAGAGUUGGGAGACGUUUCGGCUCGAAAAAUUGGACCGGGUUUCGACGAUGACGAAGAUUUCCCGGCGAAAGCCAAGGCUGAAAAUAAACCUGUCGCCCAUUUGCGGGUAGAAGAACUAGAUUUUAAACCAAUUUGCGAGAUAAGAAGUCGAGAAGCGAUAUCUGCUAUUCACAGGGCCAAGACACAAUCUUGUAAGGAACAGAUAGUUAAUAAAACUUGCUUGAUUCAGGGUGGAAGUUUUUACCCUAGAUCAUUACCAAAUAAUUGCCAAGGCAAAGGUAUGACUUAUGGAAAACAUUUAGGUUGUUACCAAGAUGAGAAGAAGCUGAGAAUACUUUCUAGUUUUUAUGGGAACUAUGCUAACACUAAUUCUAGGGUGGCUUGUUUGGAUAUCUGUGUACAAGCAGGAUUUCCUUAUGCCGGAGUUCAAUAUGCUUCAGAAUGUUUUUGCGGAGAGAAUGUUCCUUCUGCUUCAGCCAAGAUUUCUGAUGCUGCCUGUGACAUGAAAUGUCCUGCUGACCCCUCCAGUACCUGUGGUGGCUAUUUUACAAUGAAUGUGUUUGAAACAGGACUUGCUAAAUUUAAUUCAGUUACUCCAGCAGUUUCAAGCAGCACCAAUGAGCCAGUCAGAAUUAUAUUUCUUUUGACAUUAAAUGGACGCGCGUUACGACAAGUACACAGACUAAUCAAUGCUCUCUACAGAACAAGUCACUAUUUCUACAUACAUAUUGAUGCGCGCCAAGAUUACUUGUUCAGAAAACUGUUAGCACUUGAAAAACAAUUCUCAAAUAUCAGAUUGGCCAGAAACAGAUUUUCCACCAUUUGGGGUGGAGCAUCUUUGCUUACUAUGCUUUUAACAGCUAUGAAAGAUAUUAUAAAUUUAGGUUGGCAAUGGGACUUUGUAAUCAAUUUAAGCGAGAGUGACUUCCCAAUCAAAUCUUUGGAAAACAUGGAAAGCUUCCUAGCUGCUAAUAAAGGUCUCAAUUUUGUCAAAUCUCAUGGAAGAGAGGUACAAAGAUUUAUUAAGAAACAAGGACUGGAUAAGACUUUCAUUGAAUGUGAAACUCACAUGUGGCGUGUAGGCGAAAGGAAAUUACCAAGAGGAAUAAUCAUUGAUGGUGGAAGUGAUUGGAUAGCAUUGUCCCCUGAAUUUGUCUCUUACAUAAUAGGUGAACAAGAUGAACUGCUGGCCGGAUUAGACAUCGUUUUUCAGCACACCCUUCUACCAGCUGAAUCAUUCUUUCACACUGUUUUAAGGAAUUCUCAUUUUUGCAAUACUUAUGUCGACAACAACUUGCAUGUGACCAAUUGGAAAAGGAAAUUAGGCUGCAAAUGUCAAUACAAACAUGUGGUCGAUUGGUGUGGAUGCUCUCCUAAUGACUUCAAGACUGAAGACUGGCCAAGAAUUCAGAACACUCAAGACAGACACUUAUUUUUUGCAAGGAAAUUUGAGCCUAUUAUUAAUCAGGAAAUUAUUACUAGAGUUGAAAGUUUUAUUGGAUUAAAUGACCAUCACCUAAUACAACAUUUGGAAGCUUACUGGCAAAGCAUUUACAACACAGAUGAUCUAACAGCUAGUACUGACGACACCCUAUUAACGCAUGCUGAAAGCAUAAUUCGACAGAAUGCGAAAAUUCUACUUGAUAAGGGGUGCUCGUUAGAUACUGAUGAGAUUAUUGAAAUAAACACGUAUAACUUUGCAGAUGUAUAUAAAGGAAAUCUGAUAUUACAUAAAGUAUUUACGGAAAAUGGAGAAAGCGUGUUGAUGGAGACUUGGUAUAAGCCACAAAAACAUUUAGAAUUAAAUUUUGAAAGUAGUUAUGUAGACAAUGUUAAAAUAUUUAAAGUAAGCUCACAGUAUGACCAAAAAGAAAUGAUUUUUAGAAAUUUAGGUUCCAUUUUGGGUCCUCUAUCUGAACCAAAUUUGUUGUAUCGGUUUGCACCUCACUUUGACAAGCAGUUUGAAAAUUUAACUGUUCUUUGGAUGGAUCCCGCGGGGUUAAUUGCGGAUAUUAAUUACAUCCACCUAGAAGAGAAUAAUCUUACCAAUUUUAUCAAACCCAGCCUCAAGGUGCCACUGUUGCCUGGAGUUUGGAAAGUUGGUCUUUUUGGAAGUAAGUCAAAUUUAAUAGCAUUAACAAAAUUCCUGAUUACACCAUUACAGUAUUUUUCGGGGAAAGAACUUUCUCACCAAGAAGCAAAUAUAAUACACAGUGGGUCACAGAGUGCUUAUAAAAACUUUUCCCACAUAAAGCCUAUUAACUUUUUGCCUGGGCCUGAUGACAGUUUAUUGUUACAAAAAAUUUCUUCUUCCAAUACCAAAAGAAUACAGCAGGAUUUGAGAGAGUGGAUAGAUGGAUUAACUUCAGACUUUUACAAUGUUUUAGGUUCAUGUGUAGUAUCAACUCGUAAUAGUCCUGACAAAAAGUUUAUUUGUGGUAAGCAUUCAUUUGAAUACUGCAAAUCCACAGAAUGGAGCUCCUUGUCGCCAGAUCCUAAAGGGUCUAUAGGUAAAUUAAACAUUAAGACUGGUUGCCUGGAAAGGGUAUGACGAAUAUAAAUACUUAACCAGAUUGAUAAAUGAGUGAACGUAUGACGAAAGUACUAUGAGUUGUGACGGUAUAAAUCGGUUAUGGUUGUUAGUAAAAUAUUUGUUUUAAUAUGUUUUUAAAGUCGUUAGUUAUAUUGUAAUUAAGCAUUAGGUGGGUCAGAGACACCAGAAAGGAAGAGCUUUGCUCGUUCUACCUACCUUCUACAUUCUGGUAUGUGGACUGUAUGUUGUAAAACGCAAUAUUAGAAGCGACGACAAAGCUUGUAGAAUUAAACCAAGCUAACUCUGCAGCGAAUUUGAUAGCCUAGAGCGUGGAAGUGUUAUCAUAAACGUCAAAUGUCUAUGAAAUUGUGACGUUUAAAACUACACUUCCACACUCUGUGCUAUCAAAUUCGUCGCUGCAGAGUUAGCUUAGUCUAACUCGACGAUAUUCCCCGUAUUGACCUCAAUUAUAAGAGGUAAAUUCCAUUAUAGUUUAUUUAUAUAUAUAAAAAAAUCUUAACUACCGUGAUCAUAAACAUGGUCUGCUAUCCCAAUUCAUUCAUUUAAAGCCUGUUAUGGUAACAUUGGUUUAUUGAUUUAUGAUGAUCUGAUUUAUAACGCCACUUUAACUUACAGACUACCUACUAAACUGCCUAUUAGUGAGAAAUGAAAUAAUUAUUAGGGCAAGUAUCUAGUUCGUUCAGUGAUAAUAAAAUUAUGUUCUGUAACAUAUUUCCAUAUUGAUCAUUUCUUUAGGUUGUAAAGUUGUAUAUAAUAGGUGUAAAGUUGUAUAAUGGGCGCCGGGUAGGACGACUAAGGGGACUGAGGAAGGUGCGGGCGGCGUACGCCUGCCGCCUUACCCCGGCGCCCACGUACCGCGCAGGCGAGGACUCAUUCUCUAUCUAUCCUAUCUGCCAUUACCAUAAACAGGAAACUCAAAUUUGUUUAAGUAUAUUAGUUACAUAGUAUUCUAAUUUUGAGACAUUUUGUUUACAGCAAAAGGGACCUUAAAGGCAAAACUGUUAAUAAUUGAAUCAUUAAAUAUAUACCACGCAUAACCGUAACAAACAUUGGAAAACCCACCAUAUUGUCGCGCAAUAAAUUCCAUUCAAACUGGUUUUUCAAUGGCUGUUAGGGCCCAUACGCACCUUUUUUACAUUUAACCUAUACGCGCUUAACCACCAACUGACCAGAGGGUCUACCGCGAAAACCGCAAUUCGCAAAUUGCGGGGAUCUUUCUCCAAUACUUUACUCCAAUAAAGGCGUAAUUAGAGUGACAGAGAAAGAUGCACGCAAUUUGCGAACUUCGAUUUUCGCGGUUAUAGCCCAGUAGGUAUAGAAUGGCGGCACGCGGGCACGCUGCCGCGGUUGCAACACUUGCAACUGCAAGUGUACGUGGCCUUAUGCGUGGCGGGGCAGAGAAUGUAGAUAGAUAUGUGUAUGUACAUACUAUAUAAUGUUUGUUUAAUAACAAUAACGAAGAAAUGAGCUGCUUAAUUAGAUAUCGCCAUAAGAUCCCGUUUGAAUUAAUCAAUGUAUUUUUAUAGGCUAAUUAUUUUAAUAAACCAUGUUAAUUUGAUACAGUUAUUCAGCUUAGUUAUAUAUUGUUACUCUCAAAGUAUUCAGAUCAAACACCUAGUCCUAGUCCUAAGUUAAGUGGACGCAUUUUUAAUCUAGUCCGACGCACUAAGGGUGCAGUCACACUGGGACGUUCACCGAAUGUGGCCGUCGAAUCAAAGUAUGAUUUUGCCAGGCAACCGACAUCGUUUUAUUUUCAUGCGGCAAACGACCCAGUGUGUAGGUAAUAGAGAUACAUAGAAUAAGGUAUAUUCGGGUAAUUACGAAUAUUUAAGAAACUUCUGAUUGAUGGCUUAUUAUAGGAAAAUAAAUCUAAUAAUAUAGAAUCAUUGGUGCUUCUCGGAAUCACCCGAAUACACCUUACUUAUGAUGUGCUAUAUGACAAUAUGUAAAAUUGGGUAGCAUUUUUGUCCUAUUACUAAGUAAAUCGUUUCCUAUUAUUUUUAAUAAUGAAAUUAAGGAUGACUGUUCGAACGAAACGAAAAUGUUUAUUUGUGUAUAACUGAUAAGUGAUAAAACUAUAAUUUCAAAUAUACUUCUGUGUCAUUAGGGUUCACUUUGUUAUUCUUGUUUGCAUAAGUACAUAUUUGCGUUACAGAUUGUGAAUAUAAUGUUUGAUGUUUAUUUGUCUCCGUUCACGUCCAUCUCACAAAUAGUAAAAUGUUCGGGCGACUACCUAGAAUAGGUACUGAAAUUCGAAGAUCGUCUUUCUCCAUCUCUUUCGCACUUCUUUUAAUGCAUUGGAAUAAUUUCUAUGAAGAUACACUAAAAAGUUUCGAUGUAAAGUUCCGUUGUAAUACGCGUCGCCAAAUUACCCCUUUAAGGGCCUAUUUGCCUCUAUCGUCCAAAUAAGUAAGAGCGAUAGAGAUAUUUAACGGAAUUUCUAUUUUCACUGCAGUCUCAGCCUCGCAACUCAAUCAAAAAUAGCUAAGUGAAUUUUCGGCAUUACAAAAAUAAGCCUUGUAAUCCUUAUCCUUAAUUUAUGGGCCGGGUAUGUUAAUGUUUAAUAAAACCAAUAUUAUUUUA
Messenger RNA from Cydia splendana, 5411 nucleotides. RefSeq names its product xylosyltransferase oxt (gene oxt). Gene Ontology annotation, cellular component: membrane. The transcript is spliced from 4 exons. Gene Ontology annotation, molecular function: protein xylosyltransferase activity. Bases 117 to 2825 code for a protein of 902 amino acids. NCBI's taxonomy places the organism in Eukaryota, Metazoa, Arthropoda, Insecta, Lepidoptera, Tortricidae. Gene Ontology annotation, biological process: chondroitin sulfate proteoglycan biosynthetic process; heparan sulfate proteoglycan biosynthetic process. The record is from RefSeq and is a predicted model, not a curated record.